Ostrea edulis (European flat oyster) is the source of this 2472-nucleotide messenger RNA. RefSeq names its product fibulin-1-like. Gene Ontology annotation, molecular function: calcium ion binding. The transcript is spliced from 10 exons. Lineage: Eukaryota; Metazoa; Mollusca; Bivalvia; Ostreida; Ostreidae. Bases 975 to 2282 code for a protein of 435 amino acids. The record is from RefSeq and is a predicted model, not a curated record.
UUUUUUAUUUUCAUAUACUGAUACGACAGUAAUAUAUUUUUUAUUACAAAUGUAUCGAUAAAAAAAAAUAUAUGUAUUUCAAACUUUUAAUUCAAAUCCUAGAACUUAUCUAUCUUACAAACAAUAAUACUGAAUGGUAUGCUUUAUCUUAAUUCCAAGUUGAAUAUACUAAAAACAGUUUGCAAUAAAAUACUGGACCUUUGAAAUUUUUUGAUAUUAAAACAGAAUUAUAAAUCACAAAAUAAGUAUUAAGCUGUGAAAAAAAUUACAAACAUUACAUGCAAGUUUUGCAUUGAGUAUGGAUUUCAAUAAAAGAAAAUAAAAAUGGUAUGUCAUGUUGAUCAAAGAUUGAAUGAUACAGACCAGAAUUUAAUCAAAGUCUAAACAGGUCUUUAAUAAUUCGAUAGAGAAUGCUGAGAUGUGAAAAAUACUUGAAUGUAACGAUAACCAAUGUACGGUAAAACAGUAAUUAAAAAUAUUCAAAAUGUAGCAUUUUAAACAACAAUUUUACAAAUGCAAAAAUUAAGCUGAAAAUAAUGAGACAAAUUCGAGUAUGUGACUUGUAACAAUGAUAGUAAAGUAAAAUCAUUGUUUCAUCAUACAUAUAUAUUUAUCUAUUAGAUAGGACAUACACUUAUUCAUUACAUAAUCUGAUACAGGACAGCAAUUGUUUUUUUUUUUUUUUUUUUGUAUUCUUAGAAGAUAGGACAUUGGGUUUGUUGGUUUUUUUUUUUUUUGUUUUUUUUUUGAAUGGUAAUAUGGAAUGCAGCCCCCCCCCCCCUAAUAAAUAUUGAUCGGUCCCUAAUGACUAAAGUCAAUCAUUUUUCAAACUUGUGAUCCUGCCGUUGGCCUACUUCGUAAUGUGCAGUUCGCGUGUUAGUAAUGCUGGGUGGUGAUGUCACAUCUGGAGUUGCGAUCGAUUUUGUCGUGCGACCCUCAACUCGGACUGGAGGGCUGGAUAUCGUACAAGAAAUAUGAAGUACCUGGUGAUUCUGACCUCCUUGGUAGCGUGUUGUUUUGCCAUACAGUUGAGUCAUGAUUUAUCUCUUCACAGCGAAAAUCUGGUGCGCAUGUUCAGUGACUAUUUGUUAAAGAAUGACCAACUCCUCCGAGAAGGCAGGGAUGUUGAAGUUAAUAGAAUUAACAGACAGUCCAGGGUGAUGCGUAAAGCCCUCUCCUUGUCAUACAAAGUACAGAACUUCGCCAUAUGGUAUGAACCAGGAUCAGGGAUGCGAUUUUGCGAAACAAACCAAACAGUUAUCUUCAAGCAGUGUCUUGAUACAUCUAGCAAUUGCAAAUACCUGGAUAGUACUCUCCAGAUCUGCAAGAAACCUGACGCAGCCAAGAACCUUGGGUGUCUGCAAACAUGUCAGCUGUGCAAUGAUAAAUGUGCGACGGGUGACCACAGCUGUCUCCCUUUGGCCGACUGCAAUCCUGAAGGCAACACGUUCCGAUGCACUUGUAAAAAGGGGUACCAAGGGGACGGUGUCAUUUCCUGCACGGAUAUAGAUGAAUGCGCCACGAAGAAGGAUAAUUGUUUUUCAAAUCAAAUAUGUGAAAACAAAGCCGGAGGAUAUAGGUGCAUAUCACGAGUAUUAAAGAAACCCCUUCCAAGUAUUGAUUGUGUCGAUGGAUAUACUUUCAAGAACGGAAAAUGUAAAAAUGUGAACGAAUGCCUAAAUCCCAAGUUGAAUGCUUGCCACAAAGAUGCCGAGUGUUCGGACACAGACGGAAGUUACACUUGUCGAUGUAAACAAGGAUUCACUGGAAGUGGAUCACUUUGUAUUGAUAUUGACGAGUGUAAAAUAAAGAAGAAGUGUUCCCCGCAUGUAUGUAUAAAUACCCCAGGCUCCUACCUGUGUCAAUGUCGUUCGGGAUUCAGAGGAAAUGGACUUUCCUGUAAAGAUAUCGAUGAAUGUUUAAAGGGAGAACGUAACUCAUGUCAUAAAAGUGCCAAAUGUACAAACACGUUUGGCUCCUACUCUUGCAAAUGCCAGAAAGGGUUUGAGGGUAAUGGAUUUCAAUGUAAAGAUAUUGACGAAUGCAGACGCAGAUCUACAAACAAUUGCCAUCACAGGGCUAAAUGUACCAACGUAAUCGGAACAUUCUCUUGUGCAUGUCGGAGUGGUUACGAGGGAGAUGGGGUUCGAAAAUGCGGUCGAAAACGUAAAUAUCUAACUGAGCAUUAUGUCACAAAUGUAGAACUCAAUGCCAUGCCCAUUAGAAAAAAGCUUACAUAUAUAAAAGAAAAACAUGAGAAAAAAAAUAAAGUAAUUAAGUAAUCGAACGGCAUUGAGUUCAUCAAAUUUCAAUUUCCUUUUUAACAUUACUUAAAAAUCGAUGGAAAAUCUUGUAUGAUUUUAGAGUGGAUUAGCAAAAUGCUGUUUUAUAUUUCAGAAAAAUUCAGUUGGAGUUGGUUUGGAUAGUCAUAUGUAUACUUUUGGCAAUGCUAAUACAUAUUAUUCAAUGUUA